Messenger RNA from Colletotrichum navitas, 1324 nucleotides. RefSeq lists its product as uncharacterized. The transcript has 2 exons. Lineage: Eukaryota; Fungi; Ascomycota; Sordariomycetes; Glomerellales; Glomerellaceae. Bases 104 to 1048 code for a protein of 314 amino acids. The record is from RefSeq and is a predicted model, not a curated record.
CACAUCUUAUCGUUUUCCCGUCCAUCGUUCAUCUGAAAACAACGGCCAAGCCCCAAACUCAACUCAACGCAACGCCACGCAACGCAACGCAACGCAAUACAUCAUGAAGUCAAUCGGCAUCUUCCCGGGCUCCGGCGGCCUGGGCGGCAGCACUUACGACUACCUCUUGAAGCUCCUGCCCGCCGACCACAUCAUCCUGAUCAACCGGCAUCCGGAGAAGGUGCCGCAGGAACACAUCAAGAACGGCGUGCGGGCGCGCAAGGCCUCGUACGAGUCGAGUCCCGCGGACCUCGAGGCCGUCUUCUCGGGGAUCGAGGUGCUCUUCCUCAUCUCUUACCCGAGCCACGUGCACGACUACCGGAGAAAGGUACAACUGCCAGCGAUCAACGCCGCGCGCCGGGCGGGCGUGAAGCACAUCUUCUACAGCUCGCUGGCGUUCGGCGGCGACCUCGGGGACUCGUCGCUGGCCGAGGUGAUGCAGGCGCACCUCGACUCGGAGCGCCACCUCGCCGAGGCGGCGGCGUCGGACCCGGGCUUCACGUACACGGCGGUGCGCGAGGGCCUCUACUCGGAGUCGUACCCGAUCUACACGGCCUUCUCCGACGUCAACGCGCCGGCCGGCGAGGUCCUCAUACCCCACGACGGCUCCGGGCCGGGCGUCGCCUGGGUCAAGCGCGGCGAGCUCGGCGAGGCGACGGCCAAGCUGAUCGCGCAGUACUCGUGGGACCCGGACCACUUCCCGCACGUCAACGCCAAGGUGCUCCUGACGGGCCCGCGGGCGUGGUCGCUCGCCGAGACGGUCGCGGCGCUGGGGCGGGCGGCCGGGCGGCCGGGCCUGCGGAUCGUCAAGGUGGACGUCGACGAGUACGCCAGGCUGCCGCAGGUGCUCGCGCGGUUCGGGUCGCCGGACAAGGCGCGGACGUGGGCGACGGCGUGGCGCGCCAUCGAGGCCGGCGAGACGGCCGUCGUGACGGACACGCUGCGGGAGAUCAUCGGACGGGACCCCGAGGAGUUUGACGUGACCAUCCAGCGCCUGCGGCAGGGAUAGGAUUAAUCAACAGCGAUUUGGCUUUUUGUUUAGUCAGGAUAGAGAAGAUAAUCGGGCUCUGUCCUGUGACGGAGAGUUUUGCGGCGUAAGAACAAAAGCCAGGUCGUGCCCAGACACCACACAAAUGGCGGCUGUCGACCGAGGGAGAGAGAGAGACUAUCAGCGCAACAAUGGUUCGGGGCGAUCCAAACCCGGAAGAAAGGUGCCCGGACAGUAAUGCUUUUCUUCUACUAUCGGAUGAUUACAGAUAGGACAGUAAGCGCUUUCUUUUGGCAG